Messenger RNA from Eriocheir sinensis (Chinese mitten crab), 4692 nucleotides. RefSeq names its product potassium channel subfamily K member 18-like. The transcript is spliced from 3 exons. Gene Ontology annotation, molecular function: potassium ion leak channel activity. Gene Ontology annotation, biological process: potassium ion transmembrane transport; stabilization of membrane potential. The record is from RefSeq and is a predicted model, not a curated record. Gene Ontology annotation, cellular component: membrane. Lineage: Eukaryota; Metazoa; Arthropoda; Malacostraca; Decapoda; Varunidae. Bases 3101 to 4309 code for a protein of 402 amino acids.
AAGAAGAUGCAGAACGUCACUAUUGUCUUCUUUAAGGUUUGACUUCAAUAAUUUUCCUCUUUUUCCUCAUUUUCUUCCUCUUCUUUUUCUUCACCACAUUAAGAGGAAUUUAAACACUCUUGGUCUUCUACCUCUUGGAUAACGAACCCUCUUCUUUUUUUUUACUUUCCUCUUUUUUUUCUUCUUUUUCUUUCCCUUUCCUCUUUUUUUGUUUUAUUUCCUCUCUUCUUUUCUUUCCCUCUUUUCUCUUUUAAAUUUUCUUCCUCUUACUUUCAUUAUUUAUUUUUCCUCUUUUUUUCUUUUCUAUUUUCCUUCUUUCUAAUUCUUUCCUCUUUUCCUUCUUUUUAACUCUUUCCUCUUCUCUUUUCCUGAUAUUUUCCUUCUUUUCAAUCCUUUCCUCUUUUCCUCUUUCAUUUCCUUCCUUUCUUUCUCUUCUUAAAAUCUUCAUGCUUGCUACUUCUUCCUCCUUCUCUUCUCCUCUUCCUCCUUCGUCUCCUUCUCCUCUUUAUCUCCUUUCGUUCCUCCUCUUUCUCUCCUCUUCUUAAUAUUCUCCCUCUCUCUCUCUCCCUUCUUCCUCCUCUCUUUAUUUUCACUUCUUCCUUCAUUUUUCUCUCUUUCUUCUUUAUCUGUCUUUCGUGUUUCCAAUAUCUAACCCUUCCUCCUCCUCCUCCUCCUCCUCCUCUUCCUCCUCUUCCUCCUCCUCCUCCUCUUCCUCCUCCUCCUCCUCUUCCUUAUUCCCUUCCUUUACAUAUUCAUUUAUUCCUCUCUCUCUCUUUCGUCCCCUCUUCAUCUCUCUCCUUUAUCCCUUUGUUCUAUUCCCUUUCUCUCUCUCCCUCUCUCUCUCUCUCUCUCUCUCUCUCUCUCUCUUGAUCUGUCCUCAAUCAUCGUUUCUAUUUUUUUUUCUCCUCCAUCUCUCCCUUACUCUUUCCUCCUCCUCCUCCUCCUCCUCCUCCUCCUCCUCCUCCCUUCAGUCAUAACACCUUUCCCCUUUAUUUUUCCUCCCCUUCCUACCCCUCUUCUCUCCCCCCUCCUCCCCUUUCAAUCAUUUCCUCUCUUUAUUUUUCUCUCUCCCUCCCUCUCCCUCUCUUUCUUUCUUUCCCCUUCUCUUUUUUUUUCUCUCACUUCCGUUCUCUUCUUAUUUUAUUUCCCUUUUAUCAGUUUAUCGUUUCUGCAUUUUUCUUUCUUUCUUCUUCCUUUCUUUCUUUCUCCUGACACUCCCUUUCUUCCCUUCUCUGUCCUCCUUCCUUAUCAUUUUAUCGUUAUUUCUAUUUUUUCUCUCUCUCCUUCCUUUCUUUCUUCCUCUUUCCUCCUCCUUCCUUUUUUCCUUAUCAAUUUAUCGUUUUUUUCUCUCUCCUUCCUUUCCUUCUUUCCCUCAGCAUUUCCUCUUUUUUCCUUUCUCUUUCCUUCCUCUUUGUGCUUUCCCUUUCCCUUCCUUUCCUUUCUUUCUCCUUCUCUCUCAAAACGUGGAAGGAAACAUUUUUGAGAAUUCUUGAGUGGCAAAAAAAAAAAAAACAAGAAAUAAUCAGAAAAAAAAACAAUAACAGGAAGAAGCUCAACAUGUGAAAAGAAAAGAAAAAAAAACAAGGCAGAAAGAAAGAAAAUAAUAACAGGUUAACAAGAAAAAAAAACAAGUGGAAAAGAAAGAGAAAAAUCGAACGAACUGACCUGCUGUGAAAAAUUCGAGGUCGGGAAAAGAAAAAGAAAAGAAAGAAAAGAAAAUAAUAACAGGCUGAAGUCAACAAGAAAAAAAAAACAAGUGGAAAAGAAAGAAAAAUUGAACUAAUUGACCUGCUGUGAAAAAUUCGAGGUCAGGAAAAUAAAAAGAAAAGAAAGAAAAGAAAAGAAUAACAGGCACAAGUUAACAAGAAAAAAAACAAGUGGAAAAGAAAGAAAAAUCGAUCUAAUUGACCUGCUGUGAAAAAUUCGAGGUUAGGAAAAGAAAAGGAAAAGAAAGAAGAGAAAGUGGAAGAAAAAACUGAUCAUGUGAAAGUUUGAGUGCAGGAAAAAGUGAGAAAGUGGAAUGAUGAUUAAGUGGCAACAAAAAGUAUGCAAGUGGAAAAGAAAGAAAAAUCAAACUAAUUGACCUGCUGUAAAAAGUUAAGGUUAGAAAAAAAGAAAAGAAAGAAAAGAAAGUGGGAGAAAAACAAAAAUUCCCUGUUCAUGUGAAAGUUUGAGUGCUGCAAAAGUGAGAAAGUGGAAUGAUGAUUAAGUGGAGGAACAAAAAAUAAAACUUGAGCUCAGUGUGGAAAGUUAAGAGCUGAAAAAAUAAACAAAUUAAAAUAGUUUGUCAGGAAAAAUGAAAGAAGGUGAACAGAAGUAAAAAUGCAAACGUGAAAAAGUGCAAAGUGAAAAGACAAAAAAAAGGAUAAGUGGGAAAGUGAACGCCGUGAAAGUGACAAGUAACAAACCGAGCCAAAAAAAUAUCUAUGAGUGAAAAAUAACGAUACUAAAAAUAAGUGAAAAAAUGAAAACGCUAAGAGGCAGAAGAGGUUAAAAAUAUUUAAAAAAAAAGUUUGUAAUAGAUUAAAGAAUAUAAGAAAAAAGUUUAUAAAAGGUUAAAGAAUAUAGGAAAAAGUUUAUAAAAAAGUGAAAAGAUAGAAAGAGGAAGAAAUUUAAAAAGAGUUACAUGAGAGGUGAAAAGUGAAAGUUUAAAAAGUGAGAAAAAUAUAAGGAAAAAGUUUAUAAAAAGUGAAAAGACAGAAAGAGGAAGAAAUUUAAAAAGUUACGUAAGAGGUGAAAAGUGAAAGUUUAAGAGGUGAGAAAAAGAAAGUGAAAGAAAUUUAAGAAAGUCAGAAAAGGUCGAUUUAGAAAGUGAGAGAUAUUGAAAAAGGUUUGAAAGUUAAAGAAAAUAUAAAAAAAUGUCAGAAAAUGAGAAAAAAAUAAAAUAAGCCAAAACACACAAAAAACAACUCGGAAAGUGAACGAAAGUAAAAAAAAGUGAAAGAAAUCAAAAUCAAAGAAAGUGAACGAAGCUAAAAAAAAAAGUGAAAGAAAUAAAAAUCAAAGAAAGUGAACGAAGCUAAAAAAAAAAGUGAAAGAAAUAAAAAUCAAAGAAAGUGAACGAAGCUAAAAAACCAAACAAACAAACAAACAAACAAACAUGGCAAUAGACCGUGACCGUGGUUCUUUACGUGGUGGGUCCUUACGGUCAACCCACUACCCCCACCCCCACGGCUACCCCCCUCCCCACCCCCACCACGCCCACCCCCACCACUACGUCAAGCCGUUCGGGGAGAAGGUGAAGGACUGCUGUCGCUCCACUAUCGCCUUCAUCUUCAGCAACGUGGGUGUGUGUGGGUUGAUGGUGGGCUAUACGAUCAUGGGCGCCUACCUCUUCCACCGGAUUGAGGGUAAACCGAUGGAGAUAGGCACGGAGGUGGUGUUGGACGCUGAGUACCUCCGUAACAAGACGAUAGAGCGACUGUGGAACGUGACGGAAUCGCUGAAUGUCCUGGACGAGUCGGCGUGGCGCAGUGGCGUGUCGGAGAUUGUCGAGACGUACCAGCAGCAGGUCGUGGGCUUGGUCGGCGACGGGUGGACGGGGGAAAACACGACCAUCCCCGAUAAGUGGAGUAUUGAGGGGGGGUUCCUGUACUCCCUAACGGUCAUCACAACGAUAGGGUACGGGCACAUCUCCCCGGAGACGCAGAUGGGCAAGGUGAUGACCAUCGUGUACACCAUGUUCGGCAUGCCGGUGUUCCUCCUCUACAUGGCCAACAUGGGCGACAUCCUGGCCAAGAGCCUCAAGUGGACCUACUCCAAGGUGUGCAUCUGCCGCCGCCCCGCCCCGCGCUGCGACCCGUCCGUGGCCUGGCGCAGCGCGGAGGCCACACUCAGGGCGCCCGUGGGACCGGCCGGGGGACAGGGGGGGUAUCCUGGCGAGGACGUGACCUCUAUAGACACGGCCAGUUGGAGUGGUGGUGAAGGUGAUGGCGGCGGGAACGAAGAACGCCAGGAUGCGAGUAACGUCAACAUCCCCAUCACGGUGUCGCUGGUCAUCAUGGUGGCGCUGCUGUACGGCGGCACGCUGCUCUUUGAGAAGUACGAGGAGUGGGACUCCCUCACCGCCUUCUACUUCUGCUUUAUCUCCCUCACCACCAUCGGCUUCGGGGACUACGUGCCGGGGCUGUCCUACACGCCCGACGACGACGGCACCAAGGACACCAGCUUCAUCUACUGCUCCAUCUACCUUAUGUUCGGCCUGGCGCUGCUGUCCAUGUGCUUCAAUCUGAUGCAGGAGGAGGUGGUGCACAAGAUCACCGCGUGUCUCAACGCCGUCAGGUUCUUCAAGAGGCGGGACGCGGACUGACAACAACACCAACAGCAUCAUCAACACUAACACAAGCACAAGUACCAACACCAUCAAUACCAACACCAAUACCAACACCAAUACUAAUACCAAUACUAACACCAAUACCAACACCAACACCAAUACCAAUACCAACACCAUCAAUACCAACACCAAUACCAACACCAAUACCAAUACCAAUACCAACACCAUCAAUACCAACACCAAUACCAACACCAAUACCAACACCAAUACCAACUCCAACACCAAUACCAACACCAAUACCAAUACUAAUACCAAAACCAAUACCAACACCAAUACUAAAACCAACACCAAUACCAACACUAAUACCAAAACCAAUACCAACACCAAUACUAAUACCAACACCAAUACCAACACCAAUA